UGUAAACCAAGCCCUGGGUAUUCUUCUCCGCCUUUGAGAAAAUAAAAGCUGAAACGCUCGGUUUUGAAAAUGCUGGUUUUAUGACGCCAUAAGAGUGAAGGUUACCUCCCUUUUCUCUGCUUUGCCCGCACAGAUAAUUUGGCCCACCAAUGAAAAAAUGAGCUACGACCGUGCGAGCGCGAUAUUGGUUUUCCUCGAGACAUCAUGGCUUGCAAACGACCGAAGCAUGGCAGUUAGCCCCCCCCCCCCCUCUUUCUUCCUCAUAGAAUUUAAAGCUACAGAAACAGCACGUCCUGAGGAAAGCUCAUUGUGGGACUGCUCGUAGUGGCUGUAAUUCUGCACCAAGGCUGAAUUUCGGGAAAGAAACUUCCGAUACAGUAUUAGGGGACCACUAAGGCCUAUAUAAAAGCAUCCAAAGACAGCAUGUCAUGGGAUCUUUAAGUCAUAGAGGUUAGAACAAUUUUUACACCGGAUUGCCCAAUAUCUUCGUUUGAUCCAACUUUUCAACUGAGGCUGCUAUAGCUUAUCACUAUUCCCUCUUGCAGGGGACAUGAGAAGACAACCGUUUCUUCUGCACUUCACUUUUUGUAUUCUGAAUUGUAAAUGAGCAGCAACAAAUGUAUGCUUUUAAAUCUAUGCAAUCUUCAUAAAUAAUAAGUAUGCAUUUUUAUUAGAGCUGUGAAAAAUAACGCGUUAACACGUUAUGAUUAAAUUACAGGAUUAAUUCGUUAUUUUUGUUUAACGCAUUAACGUAAUAUCCACAAAUCCACCCAAUCUGCACUUGUCGCUGCUCUAAUGCAGUCAGACGGCAGCUGCUAUCCAAACAAACAAACAACAUGGAUAAUUCUGAUGAACCUGAGGACCUUAUGGGAAGUUUGUGUUCCAAAAAACAAAGAUGGAACAUUCAAUAAAACCAAAGUGAUAUGCACACUCUGCGAGAAGACGUUAUUGUUUCACCAAAGCAAUACCAGCCUAAAGUAGCUACCACCUCAACGCGAAGCAUGCGUUGGUCGGCGAGGGGAGUUCAAGUAAUGCGCCACCCUCACUGAACAGCGUAGGGCCCUCACUAAGACUGCCUGUGACAAGUUGACUAGCACAGGUGCCAAAUGGAUUGCAAAAAGCUGUAGACCGAUUAAUAUUGUUGAGGAUGAGGGGUUCACCGAAGUUUUGCGAGUGGCAACGGGGGACUCGAGCAUCAAAGCACCGCAAAGUCAAAGACUCACACUAAUGACAACAAUUUUGAAAAUCGGUAAUAUGUGAUUAAUCAUGAUUAAUCCACAGAAACCUAUGAUUAAUUUGAUUAACAUUUUUUAUCAUUUCACAGCCCUAAUUUUAUAUAAAAUAUACAGAAAUAUCAGUUGUAAAAGUUACAGUUAAUACACGGACCCAUCUGAACACCCUACAAUUUCCCCAGAAAUUGUACCCUCUCUAGUUAUCAAAGCAAACCUCACCCUACCACCUUAACUAACACAUUUUCUGCGGGAAACCCUGAUGAACCUUUUAUUCAAAAAUUAUGGAAACCAUCAUCAUAAAGAAGUCAAGUUUUUUAAAGAUAUAAUUCGCCUUUUAUGGCUUUAUUUGGACAGAGACAGGAAAAAUAUAGGGGAGAGUGAGACAUGCAGAAAUAUCCUGAGCUGGAACCGAACCUGGGCAGCUGGCUGUGGGCCUCAGCCCAUAUGGUACGUGUCCUACCCAGUGAGCUACCGGGGCGCCCCACACAGAAGAAAUUUAGGGAGUUUGGUGUGGAAGUUGGCAGGGUGGCAUACAAGUUACUUUAUAGAAUUUAAACUGUCACUUCCAGUUCAGCAACCCUCAUUGAUUGACUUAACUAAACUUACUGUGAAUGCAGACUGAUUUCGUAUCGUCAAACAGCUACGCCGUAACAGUACAGUUAAGUGACUAAACGAUUUCUUGUUCCGUUGUCCUGUCACAUUAAGAAGGAGAAGCCCUUGGGCGACUGGUAUAAGGGCGAGCCAAUGGACACAUCGUCCUCGUCGGGGACGGCCAGCGAGGAAGAGGAGUGGUUGGGGUCUUCAGGCACGCACAGCUCCCCCACCAGUGCUCAGAGUAAGAAGAAGAUCUUCAAGCCUGCGGAGCUGCGGCAGGCCCUCAUGCCCACCCUGGAGGCUCUGUACCGCCAGGACCCUGAGUCCCUGCCCUUCAGACAGCCUGUGGACCCCAUGCUGCUGGGCAUCCCGGACUACUUUGACAUUGUGAAGACCCCCAUGGACCUGUCCAGCAUCAAGAGGAAGCUGGACACGGGCCAGUACCAGGAGCCCUGGCAGUACGUGGACGACAUCUGGCUCAUGUUCAACAACGCCUGGCUGUACAACCGCAAGACGUCGCACUUCUACAAAUACUGCUCAAAGCUGGCCGAGGUGUUCGAGCAGGAGAUCGACCCCGUCAUGCAGGGCAUGGGCUACUGCUGCGGGCGGAACUAUGAGUUUUCGCCCCAGACCCUGUGCUGCUAUAGCAAACAGCUCUGCUCCAUCUCCAGGGACGGUACCUACUACAGCUACCAGAACAGGUACCACUUCUGUGAGAAGUGCUUCAACGAGAUCCAGGGAAACAGUGUCACCCUGGGGGACGACCCUGCACAGCCUCAGACGAUGAUUUGUAAAGACCAGUUUGAGAAGAAGAAGAACGACAUGUUGGACCCUGAGCCGUUUGUUGAAUGUAAGGACUGUGGAAGGAAGAUGCACCAGAUCUGCGUGCUGCACAAUGAUGUAAUCUGGCCGUCUGGCUUCAUCUGUGACAACUGUCUGAAGAAGUCGGACAAGAUGAGAAAGGAGAACAAGUUUGCAGCCAAGAGGUUGCAGACCACACGGCUGGGUAUGUACAUCGAGGACCGGGUGAACAAGUACCUGAAGAGGCAGAACCACCCGGAGGCGGGGGAGGUGUUCGUGCGGGUGGUGGCCAGCUCCGACAAGACGGUGGAGGUGAAGCCGGGCAUGAGGACCAGGUUUGUGGACUCUGGGGAGAUGAUGGAGAGCUUCCCCUACAGAACCAAAGCACUUUUUGCCUUUGAGGAGAUCGACGGCGUGGACGUGUGUUUCUUCGGCAUGCACGUCCAGGAGUAUGGCUCUGAGUGCUCCUUCCCCAACACCAGGCGGGUGUACAUAUCGUACCUGGACAGUAUCCACUUCUUUAAGCCCCGCGGGUUGAGGACUGCCGUCUACCACGAGAUCCUGAUUGGCUACCUGGAGUAUGUCAAGAAACUGGGGUACGUGACGGGUCACAUCUGGGCGUGUCCCCCCAGCGAGGGUGACGACUACAUCUUCCACUGUCACCCCAUGGACCAGAAGAUCCCAAAGUCCAAACGACUGCAGAAGUGGUGCAAGAAGAUGCUGGACAAGGCCUUAGCUGAGAGGAUCCUGCACGACUACAAGGACAUCUUCAAACAGGCGACGGACGACUGCAUCACCAGUGCCAACGAGCUGCCGUACUUCGAGGGCGACUUCUGGCCCAACGUGCUGGAGGAGAGCAUCAAGGAGCUGGAGCAGGAGGAGGAGGAGCGCAAGAAGGAGGAGCACACAGCCUCCUGUGACACCCCUGAGGGAACCCAGGGCGACACCAAGAACGCCAAGAAGAAGAACAACAAGAAGACCAAUAAGAACAAGAGCAGCGUGAGCCGGGCCAGUAAGAAGAAGCCGGGGAUGCCCAACGUGGCCAAUGACCUCUCCCAGAAGCUGUACGCCACCCUGGAGAAGCACAAGGAGGUGUUCUUCGUCAUCCACCUGCACGCGGGCCCCAGCGUCAACACCCUGCCCCCCAUCAUGGACCCCGACCCCCUGCUGACCUGCGACCUGAUGGACGGCCGCGACGCCUUCCUGACGCUGGCGCGGGACAAGCACUGGGAGUUCAGCUCGCUGCGGCGCUGCAAGUGGAGCUCCAUGUGCAUGCUGGUGGAGCUGCACAACCAGGGCCAGGACCGCUUCGUCUACACCUGCAACGAGUGCAAGCACCACGUGGAGACACGCUGGCACUGCACCGUCUGCGAGGACUUUGACCUCUGCAUCAUCUGCUACAACGCCAAGGGCCACGAGCACCAGAUGGUGAAGUGGGGCCUGGGCCUGGACGACGACAGCAACAGCCAGGGCGGCGAGGCGUCCGAGUCCCCCGAGGAGAGCCGGCGCCUCAGCAUCCAGCGCUACAUCCAGUGCCUGGUCCACGCCUGCCAGUGCCGCAACGCCAACUGCUCGCUGCUGUCCUGCCAGAAGAUGAAGCGCGUGGUGCUGCACACCAAGGGCUGCAAGCGCAAGACCAACGGUGGCUGCCCCGUGUGCAAGCAGCUGAUCGCCCUGUGCUGCUACCACGCCAAGCACUGCCAGGAGAACAAGUGCCCUGUGCCCUUCUGCCUCAACAUCAAGCACAAGCUGAGGCAGCAGCAGCUGCAGCACCGCCUCCAGCAGGCCCAGAUGCUGAGGAGGAGGAUGGCCAGCAUGCAGGGGGUAGGCCAGCCCCCCCCAGGACCAGGGGGGGACGGGGGACUAAGCCUGGGCUCCCUCGGAAUCGUACCUGGGGGCCAGCCCAGCACCCCCAACUUGAACCCCCCCAGCCAGAUUGACCCCAGUUCCAUCGAGCGGGCCUACGCAGCCCUGGGCCUCACCUACCAGGGCAACCAGAUGCCUCAGCAGCCCCCCCAGGGCAACAUGGCCAACCAGGGCCUGCCUGGCCAGCCUGGCAUGAGGUCCCUCAACACCAUGGUGUGCAGGCCAUCUUCCCCACCCCGGACCCGGCUGCGCUGAAGGACCGGCGCAUGGAGAACCUGGUGGCCUACGCCAGGAAGGUGGAGGGGGACAUGUACGAGUCAGCCAACAGCAGGGAUGAGUACUACCACCUGUUAGCCGAGGAGAUCUAUAAGAUCCAGAAUGAGCUGGAGGAGAAGAGGAAGACUCGGCUGCAGAAGCAGGACAUGAGUUGAUCAGACGCCACUUAUAUGUUUGAUAAUUUCCUGAUAAUUAUCCAUUAGUGUUUUUUCUGCACAAAUCAAUCAUUCAUUUGAACACUAUUCUCAUCCCUCAUAUUGUUCAUAUGACUCAUCAUGGACAUGCUCUCAGUUUGGAACAAAUUAUUUGUGAUGCACUUGUUUUUUGUCAACGGGAGUUCUCCACAUAACAUUACUGACGCUGAGCAUAUUUCCAAGGCCGGGCUUGGGCCGGGUCUGUCGUACUGUUAGAAAUGUGACUCUUGUUCUGACUCUUGCACUGAAAUGUUUUCUGAAUAGUUUUGUACUGUUUCCCAAUCACUGACCCACAAGACACAUCAAAAAAGAAUUCCAUAGAAUUGCAGUUGCCAGUUUAAGCAUUCAUUUAUUUAUGUAGUAUUGAUUUGAGACUUGAUGCACUAAUCAGUUAAUUUGAUAUAUUUUUGGAUUUCCAGGUGUGAUUGGCUACAUAGAUGGCACUUAAAUUCCUAUCACAGCUCCAUCAGUAAAUUAAGGAGAUUAUGUGAAUAGGAAGUGUUGGGAUGAUGUCAUGAUGGCUGGAAAGAUGGACAACAUUUUAAAAGGGUUGACUUGGUUUAUUAGAGUGAGCUUGGAUCAUUUAAACCAGUCCAGGCAAAGUGGUCACAUGAGUGAGGCCAUGAGUUACAGAAGGCCUUAUAUACAAUGCAGUAUAGUGGGUCAAAUAUAGUUUCCAUAUACAUUUUCCUUACAGGGCACAGCAUGUGGUCCGCAUAUUUGUAUUCUUGACAGGUCAUACCUGACAGAACUCAUCAGUGUGUUGCCCAAUACUCUCUACUCUCUGGCUCCUGCCUGUCUCUAGCAAGAGGCCCUGACCAGUAAAUGUAGCACCUAAAUAGUAGCAUUAGCAUUCUAAAUGAAAGAUACUUCACAAUACAGCAACUGCAGCUUCAUACUCCAACCCACAUCAUCAGCAACGUGGAAGUGUCCUGGGUCUGUGAAUGAUUCGCAAAUAUUUUGUGAGUGUACACUGACCGCUAGAUUUGCUCUUGGUGAAUUUCUAUAUAUAUAUCCUAUUAUAAUGUAUAUUUUGUUUCCUCCUAUUGCAACUGAAAAUGCAAACUGUAUCCUCGUAUUAUCAUGGGAGAUUUUGAUGGUUACCUGCUUGGUGACAGAGGGUACUGUGGAGGAUUUCCUGUGUACUUACAUUAUUCACCAAUCAAUAGAACUAGUUAUUGGAUACUAGUUAAUAUGUUUGCUACUAACAAGUGUAGAUUGUGUCUAUGUGCCAGGCUGAAUAGAUGUUCGGCGUUAGGAGAAAGUACUGGGUAAACGUCCCUUGUGAUGACUACAAGGAGAGCUCCAACUAUGAUCCCUCUCUGCCCUGAGAGUGGUCAAUAGCGGGGAGCUGUGAAUUUAUUUCUCUUUGAUUGUUGUAACAUCAUUACUGCCUAAUUGUCACUAUCUAUGUUUACAUUCUUGUGCCCUAUAAAAGAUGGUCCUCCAGCCUUCAGAGCUGAGAGAGACAUGA
Molecule: messenger RNA, 6437 nt
Organism: Osmerus eperlanus (European smelt)
Lineage: Eukaryota; Metazoa; Chordata; Actinopteri; Osmeriformes; Osmeridae
Product: CREB-binding protein-like
Exons: 18
Coding region: 1977-4748 (923 amino acids)
Biological process (GO): positive regulation of transcription by RNA polymerase II
Cellular component (GO): histone acetyltransferase complex; transcription regulator complex
Molecular function (GO): zinc ion binding; transcription coactivator activity; protein binding
Source: RefSeq, a predicted model, not a curated record